This is a messenger RNA of Rotaria sordida, 444 nucleotides long. The record is from the annotation of a GenBank genome assembly. NCBI's taxonomy places the organism in Eukaryota, Metazoa, Rotifera, Eurotatoria, Philodinida, Philodinidae.
AUGGAUGCUACAAUAGCUGAAUUAAAAGAUUUUGAAGUAAAACAUAAUGGUGAAUUGCAAUUAAUAAAAAUUUUUCAAGCAAGUAUGAUUGAAGCAUUUUUUAAAGGAACAACACUUGACGAAUGUUAUAAUCAUAAUAUACAACAUGAACAACAACAUGAACAAUCAUCAAAUAUUUAUGAUAAUUUUCAAUUAACAACAAAACAAAAAGCUACAUUCGAUGGGAAAAUUGAUAUAUAUAUACGUCAUGCUCCUGAACAUUUACAUACACAUCCAUGGCAAAUGAUAUCUUAUGAAUUAACAGAUCUAUCAAAUAUAUUUAGAACUUGUUAUUGUACAUCAAUUGAAGAACAAAUAAAAUCUACUCAAAGAUCAAUUGGUUAUGAACGUGCAAUACAUAAUUGUUCAACUAAAGUUAAUUGUUUAUUACCAUGUUGUUCAUAA